CAGCUCUAGAGGAGUGAGUGUGCCUGUGGAAAGAAGCGGUGAGGAGGAGAGCAGCGAGCCCUGUGUCUGGUUUCCUGCCGAUUCCUCGUUACUUCUUAACGCAGUUAGGCACUCAGCAAUUCAGGGGCAAGGAACGAGAGCGGGACUCGCCCACAGGGGGUAACUGAGCAGGGGGAAACCUCCUCGAGCUUCCCGUGAAGGGAAAUCGAGACUUGGGAAAACCAGGAGUGUGUGUUACAUCUAAUAGAAGGGAGUGCUAACACCAUACGAGAAGCGUUGGCUAAAACCGGCCAUCAUCGGUAGCAUAUUAGCCAACGGAAGAGGAGCCCCUCACCAGAGUUGGGAUAAUUAAAAACAAAAAAAAAAGAGGCCCCGUUGGUUCGACUGUCCGUCUCUGGGGAUUACUGUACAAGAGGGCUAUUUGACUGCAGGACAACUAAACGGCUAGAGUUGGACAAACCAAUGCCAAGCCGUUCGCCUCCUCAGACAGUCUAGCAAAGGUCCAGGAGGUAGCAAGCUGGCUUUUGGAAAUGAACCAGGAACUGCUGUCUGGGGGCAGCAAGAGGCGCCGGCCGGGUGGCUCUGUGCGAGGUAACGCCUCCUCCAACGGAGCAGCUCACGAGGGAGGAGAGGAGGAGGAGGAGGAAGAGGAGGAGGAGGAGGAGGAGGAGGACCACCACCACAUGGACAGAGUGGUGGAGGAGGAAGAGCAGCAGCCAUCAUCACAGGAAGGAAGGGACCAGUCUUCCGGGACUGGAGGGGGCAGCACAAGCAAUCGUGAAGUGGCAGCUGCUAGCAACGUCAAUGGCUCUGGAGACAACCCUGCACAGGAGGGCGCAGUAGCAGGACGAGAGGAGGAAGAGGAGGAGGAGGAGGAGGAGGAAGAGGAGGAGGAGGAGGAGGAAGUAGAGGAAGAGGUUCCCGAAGGAAAUGACAAUAUCUGCAGGGUCUUGGAGGAGGUUCCAGAUUUAGAGGAAAGGGCGGAAAGCCAUGCAUGCAAAGAAAAUGAGGAGGAAGAGGAGGGAGGAGAGCCUGAGGAUGAGGAGGAAGAUGAGGAGGAGGAGGAGGAUGAAGAGGAGAUGGACCAGGACAGUGAUGAUUUCGAGCAGUCCGAGGACAGUGGCAGGGAAGAGGAGUUGUCGGCACACAGAGACCCUGUUGAUAACGUGGACCGGACUUCAGCGCAGCAGCCGUCACCAUUCUUUAAGGCAAAGAUGAAGAGAAAGAUGGACCAUGGCCCAGAGGUCCGGUCUUUUCCUUUAGGGAAGAAGCACUGCAAAGGCUCAGAGUACACAAGCAGUACAGGGCUGGUUCCAUAUUCAGCCACACCCACCACCUUCGGUGACAUUAGGGCAGCAAAUGGACAAGGGCAACAUCGGCGCCGGAUCACAUCAGUCCCGCCUCCUACUGGACUUCAGGAAUGGCUCAGGACAUUUCAGAGCUGGAGUGGACCAGAGAAGCUGCUUGCAUUGGAUGAGCUUAUAGACAGCUGCGAGCCGACGCAAGUGAAACACAUGAUGCAAGUGAUUGAGCCGCAGUUCCAGCGAGACUUCAUCUCCCUUUUACCGAAAGAGCUGGCACUCUAUGUGCUCUCAUUCCUGGAACCCAAGGACCUGCUGCAAGCGGCUCAGACCUGCCGCUACUGGCGCAUCCUCGCCGAGGACAACCUGCUGUGGAGGGAGAAGUGCAGGGAGGACGGUAUAGAUGAGCCCCUGCACAUCAAGAGGAGGAAAUUGAACAAACCCGGCUUCACACACAGUCCCUGGAAAAGUGCUUACAUCAGGCAGCACAGAAUAGACACAAACUGGCGAAGAGGAGAACUUAAGUCACCCAAGGUGCUUAAAGGUCAUGACGAUCAUGUGAUCACAUGCCUUCAGUUCUGUGGUAACCGAAUAGUCAGUGGUUCAGACGACAACACGCUUAAAGUCUGGUCAGCAGUCACAGGAAAGUGUUUAAGAACGUUAGUCGGACAUACGGGUGGUGUCUGGUCAUCCCAAAUGAGGGACAAUAUUAUCAUCAGUGGCUCAACAGACCGGACGCUGAAAGUAUGGAAUGCAGAGACCGGGGAAUGUAUCCACACACUAUACGGGCAUACCUCUACUGUCCGCUGCAUGCAUCUUCACGAAAAAAGGGUGGUGAGUGGCUCCCGGGACGCCACGCUCAGAGUCUGGGACAUCGAGACAGGCCAGUGUUUACACGUCCUGAUGGGCCACGUGGCAGCAGUGCGGUGCGUUCAGUACGAUGGCAGGAGAGUGGUGAGCGGAGCUUACGACUUCAUGGUGAAAGUGUGGGAUCCUGAGACCGAAACCUGCCUGCACACACUUCAGGGACACACCAACAGGGUCUACUCAUUACAGUUUGAUGGCAUCCAUGUAGUAAGUGGUUCUCUAGACACCUCAAUCCGUGUUUGGGAUGUGGAGACAGGAAACUGCAUUCACACGUUAACAGGACAUCAAUCAUUAACAAGCGGGAUGGAGCUCAAGGACAACAUUCUGGUCUCAGGCAACGCUGACUCCACCGUCAAAAUCUGGGACAUCAAAACAGGACAGUGUUUACAGACGCUGCAAGGCCCCCAUAAACACCAGAGUGCUGUGACUUGCCUACAGUUCAACAAGAACUUUGUAAUAACCAGCUCGGAUGACGGGACUGUGAAACUGUGGGACCUGAAAACGGGCGAGUUCAUCCGCAACCUGGUGACGCUGGAGAGUGGGGGCAGCGGUGGGGUGGUGUGGCGGAUCCGGGCGUCCAACACCAAGCUGGUGUGCGCAGUGGGCAGCCGCAAUGGCACCGAGGAGACGAAGCUGCUUGUGCUGGACUUUGACGUGGAUAUGAAAUGAUGGCCAAGAGAGCAAGACAAGGUCUUGAAGUGUGUCCGCGCGUUACAUAAAUACAGUUCACCCCCUCCCCUCGCAUCACCCACCCCCCAAACCCCCCACUCACUCCUGGGCUGUUGGUGGAAGAGGAUGCUGGUGUGGGGCAGCAUGACACAGCGGUGAAGACUUGUAAACUGACGGGAAGGGGAGCAGAAGAGGGAGGACGAUGAUAACUGACAAACAGGCACACGUGCUGUCAUCACUUGUGUGACUUCCCUUUUUGACUUGGGGCAGCUCAGCACAGAGAGACUUGUUUACUCAAGCCUGGUGCAACCUUAUAUUUUUUUGUUUUUCAUGUAAACAGGCCACCAAUUAAUGGACUAUCUGCUGUAUACACAAGUUAAUAGUUGUCAUGUAAGAAAUGUUAUAUAGUGUAAAAAAAAAAAAAAAUUAAAAAAAAAAAGAAUGAAAAAAAAGCCAAGAACUGGUCAACUUUCAAACCAGGGGGCAUCUGCCUCAGUUAUAUAUAUUUUGUUGUUGUUUUUCUGUCUUUUGUUUCCUGGUUUGAAAACUGAAAGAAAAAAAAAGAAAACUUACUGUGAAUUGUAGUUAUUUUGUAUAUUUUGAUCAAUACAAUGAAACCUUUUGCCUAAUGUUGCCAACAACAAUCAGUCACAGUAUUAACCUCUGUUUCUCUCUCUGUCUCUAUCCACUCUUACGCUUUUGUUUUAAUUGGGUUUAUUGCUCCGCAAAGGCAAGCUGUUCUGAGUUUUUCAACGUGUACGGCUGGGUUAGUUCCUCAACGCUGGU
Polyodon spathula (Mississippi paddlefish) is the source of this 3623-nucleotide messenger RNA. RefSeq names its product F-box/WD repeat-containing protein 7. The record is from RefSeq and is a predicted model, not a curated record. Gene Ontology annotation, biological process: ubiquitin recycling; proteasome-mediated ubiquitin-dependent protein catabolic process. Gene Ontology annotation, molecular function: ubiquitin binding. Gene Ontology annotation, cellular component: cytoplasm; nucleus. The transcript has 13 exons. Bases 531 to 2837 code for a protein of 768 amino acids. Lineage: Eukaryota; Metazoa; Chordata; Actinopteri; Acipenseriformes; Polyodontidae.